AUGUCACAACAUCAAAAUACUUCUGCUUCAAAAACUGCUAAGUCUACUCAAAAGGUUAGCGCUCCUUCCAUGGACAUUCCAGAUGAUGACAUUCUGGAUGUGGUUCCUCUAACAGUUAUUCCCUGUGAGGCCCUUGAUUUGAACCAUCCCAUGGAUGCCUCAGCUUCUGCAUGCCCCAAUCUAGGUAACAUCUAUAGUAUCCCUUCUGGCUCAACUUCUGCCACUAAUUCUAAGGAAGAUAUACACUACACUGAUCGUGUUAUAAGAAACCUAGUCACUAGAAUCCUUAAUGAAGGACAUUCUGUGAAGGGAGUCUCUACUCCCCUGUCUAAAAUGUACCCAUCUCCUGAGGUUGAACAACAUAGUGAGAAGGAUGACGAUUCCUCCAGUUCUGAGAAGGACAUGGCUGCUGAAGGGUUGUGCUCUCUAGGGCAAACUGUGUCUGAUAAAGGAAAAGCUGUGGCAUCUAAAACUGCCAAUGCUUCCCACUCUGAGAAGCAUGAUGAGGCAAACAAUGUGAUUGACCUAGAGGAUGAUAGGUCUGAUGAUCAAAAGGAUAGUUUACUUCAUCACUUAAAGCCAAGUGUGGCUAAACGCAUGAAGACUCGAAAAGGAAGAUCUGUGAUUGAACUUAUGUCAACUAGAAAAACUAAGAAGACUCUGAGUCUGGAGAGGAGGAAGGUUAGAGAAGAUUCUGAGUCUGAAGAGGAUGUUGAGGAAGAUGUCCUUGACAUCUCUCAUGUGAAGAAAACCACUGUGAGGAAGUCUCCUGUUAAAGUUGUUGCUGUGCAUUUGGAUAACAUCUCUUUCCAUCUUGAGGAUGGAGCUGCCAAGUGGAAAUUUAUGAUUCAAAGAAGGGUGGCUGUGGAAAGGGAGUUGGGAAAAGAUGCUGCUGAAGUCAAGGAGGUCAUGGACCUGAUAAAGGUUGCUGGGUUGUUGAAGACUGUGGCUGGUGAAUUGGAAGCUACAGACAAUGAGGUCCGUAGAGAGAUUACAGCUAGGCAAGUGAAAGGUUGGCCUAUUAGAAAGCAUAUUCCUGCUGGGAAGUUGACUGUCAAGUAUGCUAUAUUGCAUAAAAUAGGAGCUGCAAAUUGGGUGCCUACCAACCAUAUUUCCACCGUUGCUAAUACCCUUGGAAGCUUGCUUACAGUUGAUUAUGUUCUUGGUUUUGUAACCCUUUAA
Lathyrus oleraceus (garden pea) is the source of this 1182-nucleotide messenger RNA. RefSeq lists its product as uncharacterized. NCBI's taxonomy places the organism in Eukaryota, Viridiplantae, Streptophyta, Magnoliopsida, Fabales, Fabaceae. The transcript is spliced from 3 exons. The coding region runs from base 1 to 1182 and encodes 393 amino acids. The record is from RefSeq and is a predicted model, not a curated record.